AUGGGGGUUUUCUUUGGAAGGCCGAGACAGCUUGGUGUCGCAGUGAUUUUCUCUGUUAUUAUCUUUGUUGUUUUUCAAAUCAUCUAUACUGAUCAGUUCGCUCUCACCGGAGACUUGACACAGUCUAUACAGAUAGUGGACGCAUGUUCGCCUGAUGCACUCGAAGAUGUCCAUAACGCUCGUCCGCCCCUCGAUCCAGUGAUACCAAACAUUGUCCAUCAACUGUGGAAAACAACCGAUAUCAGUGACUAUUCCACCACCAUCACCGCGUCUUGUCAAUCGUGGAAGGCUAUGCUCGAGCCCUCUAACUACACGGUCAAGCUAUGGACAGAUAAUGAUGUCCUUGAGCUUAUCAAAGCAGAUUAUGCUUGGAUGCUGUCAACAUACGAAGGAUAUCCUCACGAUAUUCAGCGUGCUGAUCUUGCGAGACUGCUCAUUGUCCAUUCUGAGGGUGGCAUUUAUUCCGACCUUGACGUAAACCCCAAGUCGGCUGAGCGUAUUCGAUGCCUCCAGAGACUCCGAUUUCAAGCUAUUUUCUCCCCAACGGCGGGCACACUCGGCCUCAGUAACCAUUUCUUUAUGGCUAGGCCUGGAUCGCCAUUCCUGGAAUGGGCGCUUUACGAGGCCAAGCGGCGGAAUAGCAGGCUUGUAUCACGAGGCAUACUCCUCCCGUACCUACAGGUAUUCUGGUCCACGGGCCCGAUGAUGGUAACGGCAGCGUUCAGGAAAUACGCAUGGCUAUAUAAUACCCCUCGACUCGAUAUAGGGCUGCUGAACGACGGGUUUAGUGGCUCAGUGGUACAACAUGCUGCAGGGCGGUCCUGGCAAGGUGUGGACGGCAGGGCGCUGAAUUAUAUCGCGGAUCAGGCCGGACUAGGGCUCAUAUUAAGAGCGGUCGCAUGCUUUUCUGCAGUGGCAGGACUCAUAUUUAUGGCUAAAAGAUACAAUACUAGAGUCCCUAGGUGA
Molecule: messenger RNA, 966 nt
Organism: Aspergillus eucalypticola CBS 122712
Lineage: Eukaryota; Fungi; Ascomycota; Eurotiomycetes; Eurotiales; Aspergillaceae
Product: glycosyltransferase family 32 protein
Exons: 1
Coding region: 1-966 (321 amino acids)
Biological process (GO): mannosyl-inositol phosphorylceramide biosynthetic process
Molecular function (GO): mannosyltransferase activity
Source: RefSeq, a predicted model, not a curated record